CCCUGUUCAUGCUGGGAGACUGUCACUUCUGGGCGGGAAACAAACUUCGGCUAAUUCAUUUGAUUCGAUAAAAAAAAGUGCCAAAUGUUUCCUCUCUUGCUUUUGGCUUACGUUGUAGCCAUCAAAGUAUUCAAAAAAACUACUCCAAAUGGAAAGCUUACAGUUUACCUUGGAAAACGGGACUUCAUAGACCACUUAGAUAGCGUAGAUCCCAUUGAUGGCAUCGUUGUUGUUGAAAAUGAUUAUCUUCAGGGGCGAAAAGUUUACGGACAGGUGACGACAGUAUUCCGCUAUGGCCGCGAGGAGGACGAGGUCAUGGGUGUCAAAUUCAGCAAAGAACUUGUCUUAUGUCGCGAGCAAAUAGUGCCGAUAAAGAAGGAGAAGCAAGAUAUGACACCCGUUCAAGAACGACUUUUGAAACGACUUGGAGCUACCGCCUAUCCUUUCUUGUUCCAAUUUCCACAGAACUCUCCCAGCUCAGUCACACUACAACCUGGCGAUGACGAUCAAGGGAAACCACUGGGUGUUGAGUACACUGUUAGAAUAUAUGUGGGGGAACACGAAGAAGACAGGGGACAUAAAAGAUCAUCUGUUGCAUUAGCGAUCAAAAAGCUACAAUACGCUCCGCCCACGAGAGGACGUAAACUACCUAGCUCACUGGUUUCCAAGGGAUUCACUUUCUCUCAGGGUAAAUUGAACCUUGAAGUUACACUUGACAGGGAGAUCUACUACCAUGGCGAAAAAGUAGCUGCAAACGUUAUAGUUACCAACAAUUCUCGAAAAGCAGUGAAAAAUAUCAAGCUGUUUGUGGUGCAGCAUUGCGAGGUAACGAUGGUUAAUACUCAAUUCUCUCGAAACGUGGCCAGCUUAGAAACGCGCGAAGGAUGCCCGAUUACACCUGGCGCAUCUUUUACAAAGCAGUUCUAUCUUGUUCCACUGGCUAGUAGCAAUAAAGAUCGACGUGGUAUUGCUCUCGAUGGACAUCUAAAAGACGAUGACGUGAAUCUCGCAUCUUCGACUAUGGUUGCCGACGGUAAAGCACCUAACGAGGCUAUGGGUAUUGUUAUCUCGUAUUCUCUGCGAGUGAAAUUGAAUUGUGGUACCUUGGGCGGUGAACUAGUUACAGAUGUUCCGCUUAAAUUAAUGCAUCCAGCUCCAGGAGUUGCAGAAAAAGAAAAAGCUACUUUGAAGAAGAACAAAAGCGUCGACAGGACACGCUAUGAGAAUUCUUGUUAUUCUAAUGACGAUGACGAUAAUAUCGUGUUCGAAGACUUCGCUCGUCUGCGUUUGAACGAGCCAGAAUAAAUCUUUUUCAAUAAGGCAAAUAUUUACUUCAAAAUAAUCUUAGAUUAAUCAUACUUUAUAAUACAUUUAACUCAGAACUUGGUAGAAUAAUAUUAAAUUAGUAGAAUAUAAUAAAAAAAACAAUGUAUAUAUGUAGAAUGCGUCGUUUCUAGGAUUCUUUUGAUGUAAAUUAUGCUGAAAAAUUAAAGGGAGAAUAAAAAGGUAUAGAAGGUAAUGGGUUACAAUAUCACUAUAUGUACGCAGUGACCUAUGGAAGUAAAUAAAUAUUAAUAUAAGAAGAGAAAUGUAACAAAAAAAAAUACAAAAAAAAGCGAAAAGUAUCAUACAAAAAUGUAUAUCGCUUUAGAAUUUCUAUCCGAUAGUGGUGGUCGGUUAGAAAUUCACAUGAAGGCGAACAAAAAAAAAAAUGAUUCCAAGUAAGCUUUAUAAAUAAUUUAUAUUCGGCUAUGUUUAAAACUUUCCCGCCUUACCAGAAGUGACAUGUAUGCUAUUAAUUUUGAUUUAUUAUGAUUAUAACGUGUCUGUAAAUGUUAAUUUAUUACAAACCGAUGGCAUUGUUGAGUUAUAAUCUGUAUGUUAGAAGAAAAAUAAAAACAUUGCAAAAUACG
Molecule: messenger RNA, 1913 nt
Organism: Colletes gigas
Lineage: Eukaryota; Metazoa; Arthropoda; Insecta; Hymenoptera; Colletidae
Gene: Arr2
Product: arrestin homolog
Exons: 7
Coding region: 85-1305 (406 amino acids)
Biological process (GO): signal transduction; G protein-coupled receptor internalization
Cellular component (GO): cytoplasm
Molecular function (GO): G protein-coupled receptor binding
Source: RefSeq, a predicted model, not a curated record